AUGCUUGGCUCCGUUCUAACUCCACCACCUAUUGCUAAUUACACAGACCUUGAAGAACGUCAUUGGUCUAAAGAAGAGCCUCCCUCAUACAAUUCAACAGGGCCUUACCUCACUAGACUAGACAAGUUCGAUGAUCUGCAUCUCGAUGGCCCCAAAGACACAAACGAUGAUAUUGCCAAUGAAGCAGCACGAGUCUCUACUGGAUGGGUCGACGCAUCAGAAGCAAUCAUUUCACCACCCAUCCAAGCAUACUUUGCCGACGUCGUGGGAAGCCAGAUAUCCAACACCAGGGCCCCCUUUCCAGAAUCUCAAUGGUCCCAAGAACAAAGUCCUCCUGUUUACAAACCAUACCCGAAUGAACAAAACAGGAUCGAAAAAGCCAACUCUCAAUUCAAUGACGAAGCACCACAAUCCUCUACCUGGUGGUCCACACAAUGGUCCACAGCAUGGGCCCAAGCAUUCAGAGAAACAAUUGCCACACCCAACCCUGCUCACAUUCCCUCUACAAGACCUCAUCACCAUCCCUCCACUAGUAAUCUCAACCGCCAAACCAGUCUCACCGGUCGAAACCCAUACAAAGGAUUCCACAAAACCAAAAAUCUCCUCGCUAACAAAUUGAUGAAUCGAAUCACUGACAUGCACGGAAGCGCGCACGCUUCCAUAACUUCCUUCGAGGACCUUACCCCAGACCGUCGAAACAAAUAUGAACAAGCAGCAGAAUCUUUCAUUGACUGCGCCAAAGAUCUGAUUCUACAAGCUCAAGGUCCCAAUCAGCGAGUCGACGAUUGGAUGAUCAUGGGAUUUAUCGACGAGAAAUAUACGGUUCCGGAAGAGGGAGAGAAGAAACCAUAUUUGUAUGGAGAGUGGGAGUAUCUCUGGGCAAGUGAUGAAGAUGAGAUUGUGGUCACAAAUGCACUGAUAGGAAAAGAUCCGAGAACGUGGAAUCCGUGGAAAGAUGCUUGGGCAUGGUAUCGCAUACCGACUGUGGAAGAUUGGAAAUGGUGGUGUGGAGAGUGGAGGAAAGUGCCGGGGGCGAUUCGGGAGUGGAAACCUACGGAGGAAACUUGGCCGUGGCAACGAGGUUUCUGGGCUGGAGUUUAG
Molecule: messenger RNA, 1101 nt
Organism: Botrytis byssoidea
Lineage: Eukaryota; Fungi; Ascomycota; Leotiomycetes; Helotiales; Sclerotiniaceae
Exons: 1
Coding region: 1-1101 (366 amino acids)
Source: RefSeq, a predicted model, not a curated record